Messenger RNA from Hermetia illucens (black soldier fly), 1371 nucleotides. Its product is annotated as LHFPL tetraspan subfamily member 2a protein. Lineage: Eukaryota; Metazoa; Arthropoda; Insecta; Diptera; Stratiomyidae. Bases 471 to 1142 code for a protein of 223 amino acids. The record is from RefSeq and is a predicted model, not a curated record. The transcript is spliced from 4 exons. Gene Ontology annotation, cellular component: membrane.
UGGUGAUGUAGUUCCCGGCCGGCUGCGUGUUUUUGUCUGUCCGUCGAGGAGAGCUCGUUCCUCGGUGGAUAAUUUCUUCACUCGAAAACGAUGAACGCCAGUCGAGUGCUUUUAAGGGCGGUAUUCACAUCAUUGAGUCGCGGGCUGGAACUAGCCCAUUCAGUUACAAUACGAAAAAAAAAACACCGCGCAGCAGUUGCAUGGAUGGACAGAAGGCCUCCGCCGUGUUCAGAAUGAUGCGAGUGUGAAUGGAAUAUCCAAUUAGAUUCAGAUCUCCAUAGUUAGGCCGCGCUCAUCCGGUUUUGCAGUUUUCCGACAGAUGUACUUUGUCCAGAGUGAAUUGUGGGUGCGAUUACUUUUCAGUUUUGUUAAAAUUAGAGUAAAAUUGGGCGCUUACCGCUGCGAUUGUGAAACUGUGACGAAUAUCUGCUGGUCCGGUACUUAAAUGACGCAUGUAGCAAAAAAGCAAAAUGUGCUACGUAAUAAUUACCAGCGGCAGUUUAAUUUGGUUUGUGGUGAGCCUAAUAGCAGAUAUGUGUAUAUUGGGGGCGAUCGUAACUCCUAAGUGGCUUAUUGGGCCCACUCAGGAUGCAUCGUUCAUAAAAUCCUCCAACACCACUGUCUACAGGAUUCCGUCGGUUGGGAUUUACACUCGAUGCAAACAAAUGGAUCGUGUAGGCUUCCACUGUGGUCCCUUCGAUUUAGAUGGACUAGCCACAGACAAUUCAAUCUACCCUCCCGAGUGGAAGGCGUGCAUGUUUUUCAUAUCGUUGGGAUUCUUUAUUUUAAGCGGAACGGUGCUCCUAACUCUAGUUACGUGUUGUAAGCAAUCGGCUUUUGGUAAAAGCAUCCAUAAUUUAGUAGGAGCAGCGCAGGUGAUAUCAGGUAUUUCCGUCAUGAUCGCACUUUUCUUGCAUCCAUUAGGAUGGGGUGCUAAGCGAGUGAUGGCGUUAUGUGGCCCAGACGCCGAAGCAUUCUUUCCAGCCGCAUGCAGCAUAGGUUGGGCAUUUUACUCAGCAGUUGCGGGUGUCGUUCUCUGCUUUUUAUGCGCGGGGAUCAGCAUGAAGGCGGAAUCUUCGAAUAUGCGGUCCAAAGUGAAAAGAAGAGUUGAGGACGGCGAGCGUCUAGUCUGCGUCCCUUAAGUAUGUACGAUACGUCCCUAAGCAGCCAGUGAUGCUACUUAAAUUAACUAUGGAAACACUGUCACCUAUGGUAUGGCAAAAAGGGAAAAAAACAUCUCGAAUCACUUAAAGUCUCAUUUAUUUCAUUACUUCGAAAAAACGACAGAUCCAAAGAUAGUAUUAAGUUGAACAAUCUAAUUGACUUUCGCUUUUCUAAGGUUCAAUAUACAAUUUUGUAUGACUUUUUCAA